Messenger RNA from Thamnophis sirtalis, 2876 nucleotides. Lineage: Eukaryota; Metazoa; Chordata; Lepidosauria; Squamata; Natricidae. The record is from RefSeq and is a predicted model, not a curated record.
AUCAAGAAAGCUAUGCAUGUCAUACUAAGUGAUCUGCAUCCAGACGAUCAUUUCAACAUCGUUACUUUUUCUGACAUGGUGAAUGUGUGGAAGCCAAGUCAAUCCAUCCAAGCCACUUCUCAGAAUAUCCGGAGGGCCAAAGAUUAUGUCAGCAAAAUGGAAGCAGACGGAUGGACUGACAUCAACGCAGCAUUGCUUGCAGCUGCCUCCGUCUUCAAUCAGAGUUCUUCAGUGGAUGGAAAGGUGGAGAAGAAGCCGAGAAUCCCACUGAUCAUCUUCCUGACCGACGGUGAACCCACUUCAGGAGUAACAGCAGGCAGUCGCAUUCUGGCCAAUGCUCAGCAGGCUCUGAAGGGCACCAUCUCACUCUUUGGUCUGGCCUUCGGGGACGAUGCUGACUAUGGGCUGCUGAGACGGCUCUCGCUAGAGAACCGUGGGGUGGCCCGGCGUAUCUACGAGGAUACUGAUGCUACUUUGCAGCUCAAGGGUUUCUAUGAUGAAAUAGCCAGCCCUCUGCUGUACGACGUGGAGCUGUCCUAUCUCGAUGGGGUUGCAGAAGGCCUCACGCAGAACCUCUUCCCCAACUAUUUCCAGGGUUCUGAGCUGGUUGUGGUUGGCCGAGUGAAGCCAGGAGCAUCAAAACUGCAGGUGCGCACCACAGGGCAAGGCCAGGAAGGCCUGUUGAGCCUGGAAAAUGACAUUUCAACCAAUACCACUGAAUCCGCUCCGUUUGGCUGCCUUGGUGAGAUCAACAAAAUCGGUCACUUUGUACAAAGGCUCUGGGCCUACUUCACCAUUCAAGAUCUGCUACAAGCCCGGUUCCGAGCCAAUGACACCACUGCCCGGCAUCUCCUGACAGAAAAAGCUACCAAUUUGUCAAUCAAAUACAACUUUGUCACCCCCGUCACCUCCUUGGUAGUGGUGAGGCCAGAAGAAGCCAGAGAUAGAAACCAGCCUGUGAAAACCACAAUUCCUCCAGGGUUGACUAGAGCUCUAAAAGCCUCUCCACAACCAUUGGCUGUAUCUGUUUUGCCCAGACUUUCUAAGGCAGCUAAAUCUGUUCAUGGAGUUACUGAAGCCCCUGCUAUAACAAAAGCUUUCAAGGAAACGAUGGGGACAGGAAAUGUUCCAGUGACAGGACCUAGGCUCUUUAAAGCAGCCAGAGCUACAUCUUCACCAGAUACCACUGUGCCCAUCAUCACCACUCCACCUGUCUAUCCCACCAUAGUACCUACCGCCACCGGACACCCCAAAUCAGCCAAAGUCACAACGAUUCUGGGGAGAACAACCCUCUCUUCGAGUCCCUUAGCGAGCAAUAGAUCUACUAAACCCCCAAGAGCUACCACCACUCCUAAGUCAACCAGGCCGCCUGUAACCCUCCCCAAGAUCAGUCCUACCAGAGCAGCGAGGCUCAAACCCACUAUUCAGCCACAUCCUGCACUGGUGACCAGAGGAACAGCCAUGACAAAGGUUGUGGCAAGGGUCCCCCACACUGUGGUCAAGGCACCGACUGCUUUGUAUCCUUCUGCUAGCCCGAAGAUUCUAGAGAGCAACUCCAGUCGUUGGGAACAGCCCAAGAUGACCCCAUGGCCAGUCACCGAGUACCACCCGUACACCAAGUGGCAAGCAAGUACUUCCAGGAUGGAGACAGGGAAACUUCCCAGGAGCAAGGCAGACACCAAGGAUGGGGUAACCUCAAAGUUGCACCUUGAUAAGCCCCAGGAGAAGAGCACAGUCUCUUGGGCCACAUCCCCCACCGCUCAGGCAGCAGAAUCAAAGGGAGCCACUCUGGUUCCUGACCCCUCCACACCUGCCUCUGACGUCAGCCUCCUCCUGCUGCCUGGGGAGGCUGAAUUACACUCAACCACCAUCCAGAACACAGAAUAUGUGGAGUCCUUGAAUCCUCCAGCUGUAUACAGCUUUUUGAUACCCAACAGACUUGGAGAAAACUUGGAUUAUGGAGACUAUCCAGAUUUUUUUGAAGAGUCGGACAGUGAAUCAGACUCCCUGGGAGUGUCGCCCAAGUCUGGCCUCUUCACUUUCUCCUCUUGGGUGGAUGGAGACCCACACUUUGUAAUAAAGUUGCCACGUUCACUGGGGAGUCUAUGCUUCACCCUGGAUGGACGCUCGGGAGAUAUUCUGCGGCUGGUGAGCGACCCUAACACAGGUUUGACCGUUAACGGACACCUAAUGGGAGCCCCUUCAAGGCCAGGCCACGAAGAACGUCCCCGCACCUACUUGGAUGUCAUCGCCAUAGCAGUGGAGCGCCCACAUUCCAGCUUUGCGGUUAAUAUAACCCAGAAGGGUGUGAUCCUAUAUGGCGAGGAAGUGCUGGUCUUGACCUUAACUCAGCGAGCCACAAUCAGUAAGCCCCCUCUGGCCAUUUCCAUCUGGCCUGAGGCCAAUAUCACUGUCCAGAUUGGGUCCACGGUUGAAUUUCUUGUUCUGCUGCAUCGCUAUAUUCAUCCCACAGCCCUGCAGUUGGAUCAUCUUGGCUUCUAUAUUGUGAAGGGCCAAGGCCUAUCAGCAUCAGCAGGCGGCUUGCUAGGCCAGUUCCAGAAUAGCAACAUCAGCCUUUCCCCAGAUCCAUCUCAAGGGGGCAAAGUUGCCUGGAUGCAAAGCGGCGCAAACAAAGUACUCCUCACUGAAGUCUCCAAGGUGCUGAAGGAUUCAGUCCAGAGGGCUCACGAAACCAAGUGCUGGCUGGUGAAGCGGAAGGAUGUGGAAGAGUUGCUAGGAGCCUCCUACUGCUCCUACCUUGCCUCCAACCUGUUGGAAAUAUGAGCUGCCCUCUUCUAUUCUCUGUCUAGAAAAGCUGGACCAGCAGGCUACCAGAAUACAGGGGUUCUACCAUAAAACCGCGCUCGACUAAACCG